Brassica oleracea var. oleracea is the source of this 954-nucleotide messenger RNA. RefSeq names its product ribonuclease 3-like protein 1. The record is from RefSeq and is a predicted model, not a curated record. Bases 143 to 679 code for a protein of 178 amino acids. NCBI's taxonomy places the organism in Eukaryota, Viridiplantae, Streptophyta, Magnoliopsida, Brassicales, Brassicaceae. The transcript has 4 exons.
GGAUAAACACAUGGGGUUCCGAGUUCCGACACACAAGACACGAACUACUUAUUACUGGGAAAGUUAAAGGUCACCAGAAGAUUAGAUAUUCGAGCUAAUCUAUAAAAAAAAGUUUCACUUUGUCAUCUUCUCAGUCUCAACGAUGUAUCUCCCUCCUGAAGAUCCCUCAUCACCAGUUCCCAACGCUUCCUCUAUCUCUAUGACACCAAAACCGAGGAUGGUGAUACAGAGAUGCGAAAAUGGGUUUAAGAUGAGGAAGCUGAAUGAUGAUGUUGAAGAAGACAACGACUCUUCAAAGAUGGAGUCAAACAUCAGACAUGUAGAGGCUGAGAAUAAGCUUCCUGUAGUUUCUGAACCAGAAGCAGCAGCAGCUUUAGUGCCUCAUGCAACCAAGCCCGAAACUACUGAAGAAGAGGCUCAGAAAGUGUGUGCCAGAGAACAGUUGUAUAAGCUAUGUGGUGUGAGGCAUUGGAAAGCACCAUUGUAUACGUUCUUCAACCAAGACGGCCCUGACAAUACAAAACUAUUUAAAGUCGAAGUCAGUGUUGAAAUCAAGGAAGUUUCAGGGAUAACGGUACUGGAGUGUUUAGGGGAUCCACACAACAAGAAGAAGAUCGCAGCUGAGCAGGCAGCAGAAGUAGCCCUUUGGUUUCUCAAGAAUGUGGGUCAUACCCUUUAGACUGACAAAGCUUGUGGUCGUGAGAGGGCGGACAAGGCAACAGGAGAAGCGUGCAAUGAUGAUCUUUGCCAUUUAGAAUCUGUUAACAUGACUACGUAGUCUUCUAGUUUUGUUCAUGUUAAUUGGCCCUUAGCUGAUUAGCAUUUGAUAGAAGAAGCUCUACCUAGGUAGGGAGCUCAAAAGGUAAACAUAGCUCACCUCGAGACUAUUCUGAUAUCUAUCAAAGUUUGUGUACAAGGAUCAUCUUUUCUGUUACAUUAGCAGGGAGUAAACUU